CGAUCCCAGUUAGAAAUAGCACAGUAAGAAAUAACACUCUUGGAAAGCCAAGUGGACUAAGGCAGACCUCCGGCGAUCCGGCGACCGACGGUUGCUAUCGCUCCCGUGCCGGAAUAUGGGCAUAUACCUACGUAUGAAUGUACUCGACUAGAGCCAUAAAACCGUGAUCGAACCGAAGAAAUAAUGGAAUAAUUUCAACAUCAUGUAUUACAGCAACAAUUUCAGGGGGUUGUAUUAGCCCAUGAUUGAUAAUCUAAAUUGCAAUAAAUUCUGCACGCGAAUCGAGUGUCGAACCUUUGACAUGAGUCCAUAAAUUAAACUGCAAACCGGAGAGAAGCCCACGACGGAUCAAUAAUGGGUUUUAUCUCUUGAGAUAAAGAUCUGCAGAAGAUAUCUUUUGAUCUGACCUGAGAUCUGCAUGCAUUUAUGUUUAUUUACAUGACUGUAUCUGGGCUGGCAUUCUUAGUCAGGGGCGACUAUAGUUGGUAUCGCCGCUACUGUGUGAUAACGCUCUUUCGCAUUGCCCAUAGAUAAGCGCACUUGCCUAUCGCCGCGCCGGGGGAUUAGAGGCGAUUUUCUUUAAAAAACCACUCGCGAGCACCGGGUUUCAAGCAGUCAACGCUCUGCUCUCAGCACCUCAGCAGGUCUAGCUCUUAUCACUUAUUGCUGUGCCAGUCGGAUUUUCCACGCCUUCUGUCCGUUCGACUAUAUCUGCUUUAAGACCAUACCAGUCCAAGAUGGAUCACGAUCAUGACCACGGCUCGGAUGACAGCACCAGCACGGCCAAGUCCUGCCCCAUGAUCAUGGUGUUCCACGCUGGACACUGCGAGCGAAUUUUGUGGCGCGGAUGGGUGGCGUCCACCGUGACGGAGUUCGUGCUCUCCGCCCUGGCCAUCUUCCUGGUGUCCUUCCUGUAUGAGGCGCUCAAGUUUCUGCGCCAGCAACUGGCGCGCAGGGAAGCCCGCCGCGAGAGCGAGCAGCUGGCGGCGGAGCAGCGCAGGAAGAACGAGGCUCCGGCAGCCGGAGGAUGCUGUUCGGAAACUCCCCUGGCGGAGCCGAGGGAGCAGACCUACUGGCAGCGCUUGCUCGCCUCGUCGCACAUCGUCCAGUCCCUGCUGAACCUGCUGCAGAUCGUCAUCUCGUACCUGCUGAUGCUGAUCUUCAUGACCUUCAACUACUGGCUGUGCCUGGCAGUGAUCCUGGGACUGGGUCUGGGCUACUUCUUCUUCGGCUGGAACAAGAAGAAUCCCGACGAGAGCGAGUGCUGUCCUUAGAUCAAGGGUAUCGCUCUUGUUUGUUUAUAUUUCUUGCAAUUGUUAUAAACUAAGCCCUUAUCAGUUCUUGGUUCACACAUCAAACAGUCCCGUCCCCACGUAAUUAUACAAAUUGUUUAAAAAUACAAUUUUAUUCGAUAGUUA
Drosophila simulans is the source of this 1418-nucleotide messenger RNA. It is a transcript of the gene Ctr1B, whose product is annotated as high affinity copper uptake protein 1. Lineage: Eukaryota; Metazoa; Arthropoda; Insecta; Diptera; Drosophilidae. The record is from RefSeq and is a predicted model, not a curated record. Gene Ontology annotation, cellular component: membrane. Gene Ontology annotation, molecular function: copper ion transmembrane transporter activity. The coding region runs from base 738 to 1274 and encodes 178 amino acids. Gene Ontology annotation, biological process: copper ion transmembrane transport. The transcript has 2 exons.